AUGUCACUUCUAUUAUUUACUAGUUCUAAUUCUGAUGACUAUUUUACUUUUAAUUAUAUGAAAGUCCUUACUAAUUUCGUUUCAGUUGGAAAUAUUAUUGUUUCUCUUUGUUUUAUUCUGGCUUUGAGAGGACUAUCAACACAAAUAAGUGCUAAAAUGGGAAAUAUCUAUGGGAUUAUUGGAAUGUGCGUUGCUUUUAUUACUGCAAUAAUUUCAAAGUGUUGUGACUUUCUUAAUGCACCUACUUCAUCUGACGCACUUGAUAGAAAUGAAAUUCUUUAUUUACUUGUUGGGUAUUUAUCUUGUUUAAUUCCAGCGGCAUGUAUUGGUAUUUUUAUUGCAUCAAGAGUAGAAAUGGUUCAAAUGCCACAAUUAGUAGCAGGAUUUCAUUCAUUUGUAGGACUUGCAGCAGUAUUUGUUGGUUUUGCACAUUGGAUUAAAGAUGCAUCAUCUUACCAACAAGUCCAUGAGCUUAAAACAAAUGAAGAAAAGGAAGAAGCCAAUAUAAUGCAUUUGACAAUGAUUGGACUUGAAACAGUUUUAGGUAUUUUUAUUGGAGGAAUGACAUUUACAGGGUCUCUUGUUGCAUUUGGAAAAUUACAAGGAAUCAUUAGAUCUAAACCACUAAUUAUUGGAGGAAAUUUCAGACAUGUUUUAAAUGCAGGUUUAGUUAUUUUUGGAUGUUUAUUAUGCAUUCCAUAUAUCGCUAGUGAAGUCAUUGUAAUGAAUGACAUUCCCGUUUUUGGAGAUACUGUUUCUAUUACUGAUAUUCAAAAAUAUAGUGUUUAUUUCAAUGCUGGUAUUCUUAUUCUUGUUACUUUAAUUUCAUUCUUUAUUGGAUGGCAUAUGGUUAUGGCUAUUGGAGGUGCUGAUAUGCCAGUUGUAGUUUCAAUGUUAAAUUCAUAUUCAGGAUGGGCUACAGCAGCAUCAGGAUUCUUAUUAAAUAAUUAUGCUAUGAUUGUUGGAGGAGCAUUAAUUGGAUCAUCAGGAGCUAUUUUAUCAUAUAUUAUGUGUAAAGCUAUGAAUAGAUCAUUCAUGUCAGUUAUUUUUGGAGGAUUUGGAGCAACACCAUCUAAAACAAGAAACCAAGAAGAUGAAGGACCUAAAGAAGCUAAUACAAUUCAAACACCAGAACUUGCUAAACUUUUAAUGGAAGCACAUAACAUUGCUAUUGUUCCAGGAUAUGGAAUGGCAGUUGCAAAAGCACAACAUGUAGUUGCUAGUCUUGCAGAAGAAUUAAUUAAAGCAGGAAAAGAAGUAAGAUUUAUUAUUCAUCCAGUUGCAGGAAGAUUACCAGGACAUAUGAAUGUAUUACUUGCAGAAGCUAAUGUACCAUAUAAAAUUGUAUUUGCAAUGGAAGAAGCAGAAGAUUUAGAAAAUGUUGAUGUUGCAAUUGUUGUUGGAGCAAAUGAUACAGUUAAUCCAAUAGCAGAAACUGACCCAACAUCACCAUUAGCUGGAAUGCCAAUUAUUGAUGUUUAUAAAGCUAAAGUAUGUGUAGUUAAUAAAAGAUCUCUUAAUCAAGGAUAUGCAGCAGUAGAUAAUCCAUUAUUUUUCUAUUCUAAUACAAGAAUGUUCUUAAGUGAUUGUAAGAAAGGAUUUGAAGAAUUAAAUUCUGAAUUAAAAAGAUUAAUGGGUGAUAUUGUUUUAGGUAAUGGUGAUAUUAGUGUAUCUGAAAAGACUAGUUUAUUGACUGGUCAGCAAGAAACAAUUCCUAUGAAAAUUGAUCCUGAAAAUUUAUUUAUUGGUAUUCCAAAAGAAAAUGUACCAGAAAAAAUGGUUGCUAUGGUUCCAUCAGUUUGUAAACAACUUAGAUCAAGAGGGUAUGGUAUUUAUGUAGAAUCUGGAGCAGGUUUAUUAUCAUCAUGUACUGAUGAAGAUUAUAGAAGUGUUGGAUGUCGUAUUGCUGAAACAACAGAAGAAUUAUAUGAAAAAUCAAAUAUUAUUUGUAAAGUAAAUCCACCAAGUGAAGAAGAAAUUAAUAAAAUGAGACAAGGACAAACAUUAAUUUCAUUUUUCUAUCCAGCAAAGAAUUCUAAAUUACUUGAUCUUUCAGUUCAAAAAGGAAUUAAUGUUAUUUCAAUGGAUUGUGUACCAAGAUUAUCUAAAGCACAAUGUAUGGAUGCAUUAUCAUCACAAAAUAAUCUUGCAGGAUAUAGAUGUGUUAUUGAAGCAUCAAAUAAAUUUGGUAGAUUACUUAUGGGACAAGUUACUGCAGCUGGUAAAUCACAACCAGCUAAUGUACUUGUUAUUGGAGUUGGAGUUGCAGGACUUGCAGCUAUUUCUACUGCUAAAGCACUUGGAGCACAAGUUAAAGCAUUUGAUACUAGAAAAGCAGCAAAAGAACAAGCUGAAUCAGUAGGAGCUGAAUUUUGUACAGUAAGUGUAGAUGAAGAUGCAGAAAAUAAAUUUGGAUAUGCAAAUGCAGCAUCCCAAAGACUUAUUGAUGCCGAAUAUGCAUUAUUUAGACAAUUAUUACCAGAAACUGAUAUUGUUAUUACAACAGCAAAUGUUCCAGGCAAGAAAUCACCAAUUUUAAUUACUCAAGAUAUGGUUGAUUCAAUGAAAAUAGGAUCAGUUAUUGUUGAUUUAGCAGCUGCUAAUGGAGGAAAUUGUGAAGUAACUCGUAGUGGAGAAACAUAUCUUUAUGAUAAUAGAAUUACCAUUAUUGGACAAACUGAUUAUACAGUUAAAAUGUCACCACAAGCAUCUCAAUUAUAUUCUCAAAAUAUAUUUAAUUUCUUAAAUUUAAUUUGUAAGAAAGCAAGUGAUUUUACUAUUAAACUUGAAGAACCAAUUGUUAGACAAAUGGUAGUUUGUUCUGCAGGACAAAAAAUGUGGCCAGCACCUCAAAUCCAAGUUGUUAGUCAAAAUACACCAGCAAAGAAAGUUGAAAAUAUUAAUACUCUUUCAACUGAAGAAGAAAAUAAAAAAUCAUUCCCUAUUGGAAAAAUUAUUGGGUUUGGUUGUAUAAUUCUUCUUGUUAUAUUUAUGUUAUUUAUGCCAGAAAUGUUUGUUACAGCAUUUAUGUCAUUUGUACUUGCUAUUAUUGUUGGAUAUUAUGUUAUUUGGAAUGUUACAAGUGCACUUCAUACACCUUUAAUGUCUGUUACUAAUGCUAUAUCUGGUAUUAUUGCAGUUGGAGGAAUUACAAAUAUUUCAUUGAUUGAUCCAUCAACUGAUCUUUUCUAUUUUGUUGCUGUUACUAUUGUUGGAUGUUUAGCUGUAUUUAUUGCAUGUUUGAACAUCUUUGGAGGUUUCUUCAUUACAUACAGAAUGUUGAAAAUGUUCCAUUAG
Messenger RNA from Entamoeba histolytica HM-1:IMSS, 3297 nucleotides. RefSeq lists its product as uncharacterized. Gene Ontology annotation, cellular component: mitochondrial inner membrane. Gene Ontology annotation, molecular function: NADP binding; NAD binding. The transcript has a single exon. Gene Ontology annotation, biological process: proton transmembrane transport; NADPH regeneration. The record is from RefSeq and is a predicted model, not a curated record. Lineage: Eukaryota; Evosea; Mastigamoebida; Endamoebidae. Bases 1 to 3297 code for a protein of 1098 amino acids.